Molecule: messenger RNA, 2036 nt
Organism: Quercus robur (English oak)
Lineage: Eukaryota; Viridiplantae; Streptophyta; Magnoliopsida; Fagales; Fagaceae
Product: beta-glucuronosyltransferase GlcAT14A-like
Exons: 5
Coding region: 604-1905 (433 amino acids)
Cellular component (GO): membrane
Molecular function (GO): glucuronosyltransferase activity
Source: RefSeq, a predicted model, not a curated record
ACAAUUAAAGCAAACCCCAUCCUCCAUAUCUGUACGGUCCCCUCUCUCUCUCUCUCUCUCUCUUGUGAUUUUUCCCAAAUACCCAAUAAUCCUACUGAUAACCAAAUACUACUACAACCUCCGAAUCUCUCUCACUGUUACUUCUUCUGAAUCUUCUUUGAAUCCUCUUCACCUGAGUUUGUUCAUUCUCAAAGAAUCAAGCAGUUUUGGUGUUUCUUUCACAACUGGGGUCCAAAGAUCAUAUCUUUUUCACAUGCUUCUUUGGCUAUUCCAGCUCUUGAUUUCAGAAUUUGGGGGCUCAGUCAUUUAUUUGCGAUAUUUUGUUCAAAUUUAUGCACUUGUACAUGGAACCCAUGUUUUAUUUUGGAAAACACUGAAGCCUCUGGCUUAAAUGUUAUUCAUUUACUCAUUAAGAAGGUGGCUUUGGUUUUGUUACCUGGCCUCCUUGCUUGUCUUUGGGCCCUCUUCCAUUCGGAAAAUUGGAGGGUUUUGCUUUGUUUCUCAGAUUUUGUGGCGUUUUCAGCUAAUUCAGAGAAUUGGGUUCUUGUCUCGAUAGAAAAUAGUAUUAGCAAUUAGAGUUUUGUUAACCACCUGUGAGAAAGUAUGAGGAAAAAUAUUAAUUCUCACUCAGCCAGAGGGUUUGGCGAUAGGAAGUGGAUUCUUCCAUUCUUUGCGACUGUGACUGUAUCAGUUAUGCUGUCCUUGACAGCCAUUUUUGGGCUAUAUACCUCUCCCUAUGCUGGAGAGCAAUUGCCAUUCGAUGUUAUCUCGUUAGCGAGAUCAGAGGACUCAAGUGGGUAUUUUAUUGAACCAGAUUUGAAAAGAUCACUGGAAACAUAUGAGGCAUCGAAAACUGAAGCCCCUAGAUUGGCAUAUCUGAUUUCAGGCACUAAGGGUGAUAGUCAUAGGAUGAUGAGGACAUUACAGGCAGUGUAUCAUCCUAGAAACCAAUAUAUUCUACAUUUGGAUCUUGAGGCACCGCCCCGUGAAAGGUUGGACUUGACAGCUUCGGUGAAGUCUGAUCCCACAUUUCGUGAAGUGGAGAAUGUGCGUGUUAUGUCUCAAUCCAAUUUGGUGACUUAUAAAGGUCCUACAAUGAUUGCUUGCACCCUUCAAGCAAUUGCAAUUUUGUUGAGGGAGAGCUCGGAGUGGGACUGGUUUAUAAACCUCAGUGCUUCAGAUUAUCCUCUUGUAACACAAGAUGAUUUGCUACAUGUUUUUUCCAAUUUGUCUAGAAAUUUCAACUUCAUUGAGCAUAUGCAGAUUACCGGGUGGAAAUUGAACCAAAGAGCAAAACCGAUCAUCAUAGAUCCGGGCCUUUACCUGUCGAAAAAAUCUGAUCUUGCUUUGACCACUCAACGAAGAUCACUUCCCACGUCAUUCACGUUGUUUACUGGUUCAGCAUGGGUAAUGCUAACCCGAUCGUUUGUUGAGUACUGUAUAUGGGGAUGGGAUAACCUCCCACGAACUAUCCUUAUGUAUUACACAAAUUUUGUCUCCUCCCCGGAAGGUUAUUUUCACACUGUUAUUUGCAAUACUCCAGAAUUCCGUAACACUGCAAUUAGCCAUGAUCUCCACUACAUUGCUUGGGACACUCCUCCAAAGCAGCAUCCCCUCUCUUUGUCAAUGAAGGACUUUGACAAAAUGGUUAAAAGCAAUGCCCCAUUUGCACGAAAAUUUGCUAAGGAUGAUCCUGUCUUAGACAAGAUUGAUAAAGAGCUUCUAGGCCGCACAAAUCGUUUUGCACCUGGGGCAUGGUGUAUUGGGAGCUCUGAUGGUGGGGCUGACCCAUGCUCUUUGCGUGGUAAUGAUACAGUGUUUAGGCCAGGUCCUGGUGCUGAGAGGUUCCAGGAACUGCUUCAGACUCUGUUAUCUGAAGAUUUUCGGAAAAAACAGUGUUCAUGACAAAGGUAAGAAUUGGAUACCCCCAAGUGUACAUUAACAUAUAAUAUAUACGGCUGAUGUAAAGUCGCAGAAUUUUGAUUUUAAUAUUAAUUGAACAUUCAAGCUAUAAACAAUAUUCACUUUACUGCAUA